GUCAUAUAUAGGAAUGUUGUUUUUGUCUUGUCAGCUGACAGUUUAAAAUUUUUAAAAGACGUAAAAAUAGAAUUUGUAUGACAACAUGUAAUUAUUGCUAGUUUUGUAUUGUAAUAAUUCCUCGAUAAACAAAAUGGGUAACGCAGGCAGUGGAGGCGUAAGCAGCAGGGAAAGGCAAAGAUCCGGAGAAGUUGCACCUUCUUCCCCGACAAAGGAAGGCCAAGCAUUUGUGUUCGACAAGAAGCCAGAAAAACUUCAAGGUUUCCAAGAUGACGAAGGUCCUUACUUCACGAAACCAGUUACUUACGAGCCUCCAAGGACCAGGGCAAAUACCAUUUCAGAGACACCUCAACAUAGUACACCUAGAGAAACCAAAACGCCCACAGUUUUUAGGUGGGAAGGAGGAGGAAAUGAAGUACUUAUCAGUGGCACUUUCUCAAACUGGCAGACUAUUCCUAUGGUGAAAAGUCAUGGAGACUUCGUCACUAUCAUAGAGCUGCCCGAGGGUGAACAUCAGUAUAAGUAUUAUGUUGAUGGUGAGUGGAAAAAUGAUCCAUCCAACAAAAUUAUUGAAGACGAAAGUGGUGAAAAGAAAAACAUUAUCACUGUCAAACGUUCUGACUUUGAAGUGUUCCAAGCACUUGCCAAAGAUAGCGAAAAUGCUAAGGAUGACUCCCAAAAGGAAUUUGGACAAGAAAUACCAGCUAACAAGCCUUGGGAGAAGACUUCAGGGCCUCCAAUUUUACCUCCACAUCUACUUCAAGUGAUAUUAAACAAAGACACACCUUUGUCUUGCGAACCUACUUUGCUACCUGAACCAAACCAUGUUAUGUUAAAUCACUUAUAUGCCUUGUCAAUUAAAGAUGGUGUAAUGGUUUUGAGUGCCACCCAUAGAUAUAGGAAGAAUAACAUGCAGCCAUGCUACUGAAAUAUGUAUGCAGAAUUCUUAUUGACAUUAUCAAAUGAAAUUUAAGGAUGAAUACUAACCAAUAAGUUGAGAACUUCCC
This is a messenger RNA of Acanthoscelides obtectus, 1007 nucleotides long. The record is from the annotation of a GenBank genome assembly. NCBI's taxonomy places the organism in Eukaryota, Metazoa, Arthropoda, Insecta, Coleoptera, Chrysomelidae.